Molecule: messenger RNA, 4452 nt
Organism: Electrophorus electricus (electric eel)
Lineage: Eukaryota; Metazoa; Chordata; Actinopteri; Gymnotiformes; Gymnotidae
Gene: cyyr1
Product: cysteine/tyrosine-rich 1
Source: RefSeq, a predicted model, not a curated record
CUACUUCUAAUGCCAAUGUUUUUGCCUAGCAUGCAGAGCACAUAUUGUAUAGAUGCCUUCUUGCUAAAACUCCCUACAUGUCUCUCCUUACCUAAACACACAAGCUGCUAUCAUACACCACAACAGGUAUUGUGCAUUUCCUUAUAGCCACAGCUAGUGUAAAGGCUGAUAUUGUUGCCAAUUUUUAAAGCCAUAGACCAUCAUAAGGAAUCAUAAAGAUGGUGGGGGAGAGAGGCCUAAGAACAUGGUUUUGUUUGUGUGUGUGUGUGUGUGUGUGUGUUAGAAGCAUGUGUGGAGAUUGGGUGAGGGACUUCUCUUUUAGUAUUACUUCAUAAGUAAGUCUCUCCUGCCUUCCAAGAAGGUAUCAUCUUAAUGACAUAUUUCUUUUUGUACAGAAUAUCCAAACAUUAUUUAUUUUUGUACAGCCUGUUUAAUACAAUCUUGUGGCUUUUCUAUUAUUGUAUUUUUAUUUGUUGUUAUUAUUGAAAUAAGAAGGAUGUAGAUUAUAUUAGAGUAUUUAUACAGUAUUAUAUAUGGAAUUAGGUUUAUGAAUAAAGUAUCACAUUGAUCUGUGGACUGAUGUCAUUUCUAUGUGUAAUUAAUGGCUCCAUCAUUGAGAUGGAGAAAGAAAAUAAAUAUACGCAUCAAAAAUCCCAAUCUUGAAUUAACACCUGCAGAGUUGCUAAAAAAAAAAAAAAAACACCAUCCAGAAUUGGUGUUAAUUUCCAUCCUGAUAAAAAAAGUGCUAAUUGAACACUGGGGAUUCUGUUGUUUAUACACUAACAUAGUUUUCAGAGUUACACACACAUCAUGCUCCUUUAAAGCCAGAUUUUGCCCAAAAUACAUUUUAAAGAUGAGCAACAGAUUAAGAUUAUAUCACCUCUUACCCUGGCUAGGUAAUUAAUAAAUCAAGCAAUUAAACAAAUUUUAAUUAUCCAUACAGGGUGAUGUGACCACAAUGUGGCCACAAAAACAGUCAAUUCCCAAAAUAACCAAAACACAUAAUAUACCAAACAUACACAGUAAAAUCCUAAAAGAUAAUAUCAUUCAUAUAGUCCAAAAUUUUAAACACUCAAUAUUGUAUAUGGUAAAUUUUCCAAGUUUGUGUGAAGAAAGGGUUUGUAAGAGCUGUAUAAGAGGUAAAUUAUUUGAGAUGUAAAGGUUUCCUUCCUACAAACAGUCUUGCAUCUCUGGCUAUGAAGAUGUUGUCCUGAAUGCAUAAUAGAACAUAUUAAGUACAUGCCUUUCCACCCCAAAUGAAUUAGGUUUCUUUAAAAAGAUUGCCUCUUGUGACAUUUUCUAAUUAUCAGGUCAGUUUUUUUGUUUGUUUGUUUUUUGCUCAAAGCUCAGCCUACUAUCAAAUAUUGUACCUAGGUACUUAUAAUGAUGUACUCUAUCCACUACAUCUCAAUGACUAUAUAUUUCACUGUGCAUGGAUUGGUGUCUGGAAAAGUCUAGAACCAUCCCUUUGCUAUUUGUGUCCUUGAAUUACAGACCUGCUGACUAACAACACUUAACAAAUUGUGAUAGGACAGUCCCAUGGUCAUGAACUGGUCAAAAGCCCAGACUCAUCAGCAAAUGUUUACUAUGAUGCUCAUAACCAUGUAAAAUAAACAAUAAAGAAGAUAAAAGACAACUCUGUGGUGACCCUAUGCUUGUGUAACCAUUCUUUGAAAUUUUACCAUUUCACAAGUACUCUCUGUGGCCUGUGCAAUAAAAUGUUUAGCACAUUUCUGCCUGCCAGAUAUACAAACUGCUGGAUCUAGUUUGUUGGUGAUGUGACUAAAAAGGUGUUUAAACAAAUGACAACUACUGUAAAGCAGUAGUAAGUUGAGUGGUACAGUAUUUAAAUGCAGUCAUACAUACAGCCAUAUACAACACAAACAAAUAACAGAAAAGCAACUGAGUGGACAAAAUUUUCCCAUAAUCUUCAAAAUUCUACCUAAGUAGCAGUACGCUGCUACACUUUUUUGUACGUUGCAUAUUUCAUCCACAAGGGGGCAAUACCACACCCUUGCACCCAUUUAGAAAACUAGCUACUCGUUCAGGAAUUGCUGAAAUCCAGGUGGCGGGGUAGCAUGGAGUGGAGUUGGAGGCUAUGAGCUGGUAAAAAAAAAAAAUAAAUAAAAAUAAUAAAAUAAAUAAAUACAUACAUACAUACAUACAUUUAAAACUUGUUUUCAUUGGUGUUACUGCUAGACACAUCUAAUAAAAACUGCACUACUGAUGUGGACUAAAUGGGAAGCCACACAAGACUGACAAUACCCGUGAUCCAUAUCAAUAAAUGAUGUUUAUCAGCAGUGAAAUUGCCAUAACCACAGAGAUGAUCAAAUAGGUUAGAUAUGUAAGAGAAAAUUACUUAUAGAGACGAGUGGUGUCCUAUUUGCUAUAUCACAAACACCACACAGAAACAGUGGUAUUUUUAGUUAUUCUUGCUCAAGAAUACAUUAUUGGUUAUGAGAAUUCAUAUACAGGGGAAAUAGUGAGGGGGCUGUGAUGAAAAGAGUAACAGAAGUCUUGUCUUACUACAUUAUUGUCACUUAUGGACCGCACUUCUCAUACACUGGUAGUAGAAACUAACAGUAUAAUUAAUUUCACGUUCUGCACUUUUGUGGCCAUACAGUUGCUGGUGAGACUUACGCCAACUUGUAUUUGUGAAGCAAGCAAAUGGUAACUUAAUUAAGAAAUGGAUACUAAAAAGAAGAGACGGGCCCGGGAACCCGUUCGCCUUGUUUACGUUCUCUCUUCUACUCAGUAAUUGACUAUAAAAAGGAUUCUUGAACAAAAUAAUCCAGCCCGUUCUAAAUAUAGACAUCAGGUACGCAAGUCCUUGAUCAAUGUAACGAAAAGGAAGCAUGAUUGAAGCUAAAUCCUUAAAAGCGUCAUGUUCCCAGAACGAUCGUGAGGUUGUUCAGUGUUCCUUCGGUAAUUGCGCAUAAAUAUUUCUUUGAUCGUGGAAUUACAUGUCGUGACGGUGGAGGCGUUGUUUUGUCGGAGAACCGUGAGUCGGCCGUGCAGUCACAUCCUUGCUCUCCCUACGACCGAAGAGUAAUUUAAGCAAAAUAGCGGCGGGGGAGGUGCUGAGAAGUAGCUAAAGGAAGAAGGGAAAAACGAAGAGGAAGAAGUCAGGGGACACUUUCUUGAGGGACAGGAGCACGUGUCCACGGAAAAAAAAAAAAAGUCGUAUUUUGCCUUCUUAUUCAAAGACCAUUAAAUGAUAGCCUACGCCGACUCAGUAACAUGUAAUCUACUACCAAAAGAUAUGCAAUAGACGUAGCAAACUGAAGCGUCUUGUCUUAUCCCUUUUGACUGGGAAAACUGCUACAAAUCCUCAAGUUAGUCCAUUCGACUGGGGAAAACAUUCUUUAAACGGUAUGGAAAGUCGCGGAACAACGAGUUCACAGACGGGGUGGAAACUCUUUAUGGACUCUGUGCUUAUAUGCCUCUUUGCCGGCCGUGGCCAGGCUCAGUGUGACGGCUGUGUUGAGUACUGCUGUGAUGGUGCACCUCCCUUCUGCUGCUCAUACUAUGCAUACGUGGGGGAUGUCUUGUCGGGCACAGCGAUUUCAGGGAUUGUGUUUGGUGUGGUGUUUUUGAUGGGUGCAGUGGCGGCCAUCUUUUUGUGCAUAUGCAUGUGUGUGAAGAAUGGGCAUGGAGCAAGAGUGGGUAUCUUCAGUACAUCAUAUAUCAACACAGUGACUCAGGGCUACCCAGGACCACCACCUCCUUACAGCUAUGAUUAUGAGAUGUAUCCCCCAGAUCUUCGACCCCCUCCAUACACUCCAACACCACCCAGAACGGCAAACUACUCACCACCUCCACCCUAUCCAGGCUAUAACAGAAAAUGAAUCUUCCUUAACAUGCUGACACUGGGGAAGUGGCCGGGAAGUCACUAACUGUGAUACACGGUACAUCUGCACUACACAGUAUGAUGAACUGCUAAAUCCUACCUUUGCUACAUUGUGAGGUAGGACAUUAACUGCACUCUGAGCUGUUGUGUCAAUGUUCUGUGAAUGGGACCAACUGCCUUUCGUAAUUCUGGAACUGGGUAAGUCCAACUGUCCUCUUCUGGGAGGGGGGUUCAUGUAUCAACCCAGGAGAUUUGUGCUGAGGGGGGUGUGGAUCAUCCCCAUAGACACUGUUUAUAUACAGUGUGUUAAUUAUUUGUUUUUUAUCAUGUCUUUAUAUGCACAUUUGUAUAAAUCUGGAAGACUACAUCUAAAUUAUGUAUGGCCUCUUGCACAAUUCUGGAACACAAAACAGGUGCAACCAUGUGAGAAAGUAAAAGAAUUCAUGUCGUAGAUAAAUCCGUGUUCCAUUUGGCUAGUGACUUGAACUGUGUUUUGUGAUGCAGUUAAAGGAAUCAAACUGAUUUUGUUUGCGGUAAGUGACAAUAAAAAAUAGAAGCUAUAAAUGUUGUCAUCUAAAUAAAAGCUUAUAUAUUCACCUUGA